This is a messenger RNA of Aspergillus wentii DTO 134E9, 1905 nucleotides long. It is a transcript of the gene mdv1, whose product is annotated as WD repeat-containing protein. Lineage: Eukaryota; Fungi; Ascomycota; Eurotiomycetes; Eurotiales; Aspergillaceae. Gene Ontology annotation, molecular function: protein binding. The annotation marks the transcript as partial. Gene Ontology annotation, cellular component: preribosome, large subunit precursor. The record is from RefSeq and is a predicted model, not a curated record. The transcript has 4 exons.
ACUAGGCAUAUCGAGGCUUUUGGAAGGAAGGUCACAUCAACUGCCGGGCAUUUGAUAGGACCGCCCGAGGAAUCUGGAAGCAACGGCGGUCACUAUCACAGUGCUAUGGUCGACAUUCACCGCGAAUUACGACGACCCAAGACACAGCGCAAAGUUUUCUCUUUAACGCAAACCACUCCGACCGACUUGGUCCGCUCCAAGCUCUAUACCUCCGAAAUUCAAUCGCGGGCCAUCUCCUCUCUCCCCGACGACCUCCUGGCGAACAUCCCUGAAGACUCCAGCUCAUACUCGUUGUUUGAAGGUUUCCAAGCGACUCUCCCCGAGGAUGAACGUGAAUCGAGAAAAUCCCACCGGAGGCGCAGCUCGAAAGGCGGAAAACUGCUCAAAGAUGGCGAGAAGGACGCAGCGCUACCGCCCACUGCGAGUGGAUUGAAGCAGGACAGGGAGAAACUCAGUCGCCGAUUGAACAUGAUGGGUGUUCGCAAAAAUAUGUGCAGUGCGGAGAUUCACGAGAUUGAUAACAAAAUCGCCAAUCUUCACAACAUUCGCAAGAUUGUUCUGGAUCGGUUGGCUGGCUUGGAAAUGGAUGAAGCGGGAUUGGAACAUGAGCUGACCGAGAUCGAUAACAAAUUGGAGGAUAUUCCAGACGAAGAGCCAGAGCCUGCAGCAGCGGCCGCGACUCCCAAGUCUUCCGAGGCGAACGAUGAUUCCAUCAUGUCUGAAGAUGCGGCCAUGGAUGCCUCUUUCAUGUCCGAAUCGAUUUACCAGAAACUGCCUUCGCCCUCGCAGAGAAGCUUAAGGCACAAGUCCAACAGAAAACGAUCUAUGCCCAUUCUACACGAACAUUUCGCUCCCGGAUCACCAAUUAAAGAACUCGAAGCCCACACCGAUGUAGUGACCGCCAUCGAUUUUGACUACCCCUUUGGAACUAUGGUUAGCGCAUCGUUGGAUGACACAGUGCGAGUCUGGGACCUUAACACAGGUCGAUGCGCAGGAUUCUUGGAGGGGCAUCAUGCUUCUGUUCGCUGUCUACAAGUCGAAGACAACAUUGUGGCUACGGGUUCCAUGGACGCUUCGGUCCGACUCUGGGAUUUGAGUCGCGCACGACCUGUGGAGAGGAGCAACCGAAUUGGCAGAGGCCAGGAGGAGGCAGAAGAACACUUCGAACCUAGCCGUCCCUCGUCAUUAUCUGCCUCAACUUCUCUCAGCGAUUGUCAUGUAUUUUCAUUGGAGGCCCAUGUCGAUGAAGUGACAGCGGUUCAUUUCCGGGGCAACACUUUGAUUUCCGGUUCAGCAGACAAGACUCUGCGACAAUGGGAUUUGGAAAAGGGCCGUUGUGUGCAAACGCUCGAUGUUCUCUGGGCGGCAGCCCAAGCAUCAACGCUGGGUGGCGGCGACACGCAAUGGAGACCGUCGGGGCGCGUACCAGACGCAUCUGCCGACUUUGUCGGGGCAGUUCAAUGCUUUGAUGCUGCUCUGGCUUGCGGUACCGCAGAUGGCAUGGUCCGUCUUUGGGAUCUUCGGAGUGGUCACGUUCAUCGCAGUCUUGUCGGCCAUACUGGCCCUGUGACAUGCUUACAAUUCGACGACCAUCAAAUGAUCACGGGUAGUCUCGACCGCAGCAUUCGAAUCUGGGAUCUUCGAACAGGGUCCAUCUUCGACGCAUUCGCGUACGACAAACCAAUCACCAGCAUGAUGUUUGACUCGCGAAGAAUCGUGGCUGCAGCAGGCGAAAACGUGGUCAAGGUUUACGACAAGGCUGAUGGUAACCACUGGGAUUGUGGUGCCGGACUUGGUGCUGAUGAAGAGGGACCGUCCCCUUCAACCAUCGAUCGAGUACGACUCAAGGAUGGAUAUCUCCUCGAGGGCCGAAAAGACGGCACUAUUGGAGCAUGGACUUGCUGA